Python bivittatus (Burmese python) is the source of this 3460-nucleotide messenger RNA. The record is from RefSeq and is a predicted model, not a curated record. Lineage: Eukaryota; Metazoa; Chordata; Lepidosauria; Squamata; Pythonidae.
GUGGUCUGGGGGCGGGGGAGGCAUCCUCUUUCCCUCCGCCUUGCACCCCUGGGACAUGCAUCCAACUGCCGACCUUCCCUCCCGUGCUUAGCACGGGGCGGGCGGGGGUGUCUUUGACUCCCCCCUCACUUUCUCGGGGCUGCAGGAUUUUUCAAGCAAGAAGUCGUCGGAUUCGGGAAAGGACAAAGGCUGUCGCUUUGCGGGCGAUCGGCAAAGGCGCUGCCUGUUUCACCAGACACUUUCCCUUGGAUGGGAAGCCUAAGGAUGGAAGAGCCAUGGUGGAAAGGAGACCUUGCAGCAGACGUUCACCAGACGUUGAGACUGAAGGAGCUGAAACUGCCGGUCUACAAGGCCCAUUCUCCGCAAAUUGAAAGACGACGCUAUUUUGCUCACCUCCUUACUGUCCUCAGCAGCCGUUGCCAACUUUGUCCCACAGCUCGGCACCUUGCCAUCUACUUGCUGGACCUUUUUAUGGACCGCUAUGAUGUCACUGUCAAGCAGUUGUAUGUCAUUUCAGUUGCAUGUCUUCUCCUUGCAAGCAAAUUUGAAGAAAAGGAGGAUAAAGUGCCCAAACUAGAACUGCUGAACAACUUUGCUUACAUGUGCAGCCUUAACCUAGCGCUUACAAAAAAAGACCUACUGAAGAUGGAACUGUUGCUCCUGGAGAGCUUCAACUGGAAUUUGUGUCUGCCAACCCCAGCGCACUACAUUGACUACUACCUCUUUGCCUCUGUCAGUGAGGGUGACCUCCACAAAGGCUGGCCCAUCACAUCUGUAACCAAGUUCAGAGCCAUCAUGGAGAAAUACUCUCACUCAUUCCUAGAAGCUUCACUGCAAGAUCAUGUUUUUCUCUCUUUUCGGCCUUCUGUUGUUGCUGCUGCUUGUGUGGGUGCCUCCCGCAUCUACCUUGAGAUCUCUCCCUCGUGGACCACCCAGCUCCAGCUGCUGACAUGUUAUUCCUGGGAACAUCUUGCUCCCUGCAUUGAACUCAUGCUUGGCAAAGCUCACAGUAAGGACCCCAGAGAAGCCCCGAAGGAAAAAGAUUGUGUGACCCUGUUGCAACAGCAGCAGCAGCAAGUUAUGGAAAGCCUAACCCUCCAGACACCAACUCAGGUUCUCUUCCAACAGCCGCAGUACCACCCCCUGGCCCAGCCCUCGGCUGUCCUGUCACAGUUCUGUUCUCCGAUACAGGAUCUCUGCUCCGCUUAUCGGGACUCCCUGCAAGCUCCUCGACCCAGUGGCCUCACCUCAGGGAACAGCGUGCUGCAUACCUAUUCUGCCCUGCAGGAGAAUUUCCAACCUGUUUUGCAGACCGUGUCUAUCCAAGGGCCAAUCACAAUGCAGGUGGCCAUUUCGACAGAAUCCAGGCAUUGCCUCUCAUUGAUCUACGGCAGCAGCUACUUCAGCAGGCAUCACUCAUAUGCAGCCGGCUGUUUUGACGGCUGAGCGCCUGUGGAAAAAGGGAGCCAGGAUGUUUUGACAGCAAAACACAGAGUUGGGUUACACAAACUGGGUUCGCCUUGUCACUGUCAGCAGGAACUCUAUGAAGAAAUGGCUAUACAGAGAUCCAACUCAGAAAUGGAUUUUGAUUUUUCAAUAUGUGUGCCUUGGAAGGAGGCAAGAUUUUAAGAGAAAAAUGCAAAAAUAUACCUCACUGUUCCCAAAUUCUGCCAGGCUUCAUUUUGAGCGAGGGAGACCCGGAGAAGCUUCUGCCAUAAGACGGACAUUUUGCUCUAAGGUAGCUUUCCUGUGACAGCUGUUUAUAGUUGCUUCCCUAAUGAAGUUGGCAGGUGGGUGAUGGUAGUUUUUAGCCCUGGAACAUUCUGCUGGUGCUCAAAAGGCUGGUGUUUAUUGGACCCACCUUGAUCUCUCUCCCUGUGAUGGAGUACUUUAUGAAGAAUCUUCCUUGUUGCUUAUUGGAAGAUUCAUACAGCAAUAUAUUAAACAUAAAAUGGGGAGAGAAUCACUUUGCCCUCUUUGAAGAUUUAGUAAGCUAAGCAUCACUUGGGUUUCCUAUGUACAGUGGGGGGGGUUUAAUUGCCUUUUUAAAGUACCUCUAGAUAUUUGAGAUGCUGCUUCCUUACAUCAGAAAUAGUCAUUUGUUGGAAAAAUAUGGUUUACGUAUUAUAUCAGGGAUUAAUGUUUACUUGAAGCAAUCUGCUGUAAAGAAAAAUAGUGAAAUCCCUUAAUAUUUGAGGGAACUGCUGCCUUUUACUAUAGGAUGUUAGGAAUUUGCAAUAUGACUUAGAAAACAGACUGUAGACAAAAAUAUACAAAGGAAUUCUUAAAAGGUUCGUGAAUAAGGGAAUAUAAGGUAAUAGAAAAUGAUCAGACAACUGAAAACUUGCAUUCCUAAAAAGACACUAACUGGAGUAAUCCUAUAGAUGACCAUUGCAGAUAGGUUGCCAUGCAGAAUUUUCAAGAUAAUAUGUAAAAUAACAUUGAAAGUUACAAUUUAGUUUGAGCAUUAGCACUCAAAGCAAGGAAUGAACCACACAUAAUAAAGAAAGCUAAUCUCCUUCUGCAAAUGCUUCUCCAGCACACUUUUUUCCUUCUAGCUGGACUCCAGAAUUAGGAAGUCUGGAAAGCAGAGGAGGGGGUAAUGUUUGCAGAGAAUAAUUGAUGAAAAUGGAUGGGCUAAAGUACCGUGCCCCCACCACUGAUUCUCUUCUGAAUAUGUCGAUUUGACAACACUUUUGCCAAGUUUUGCCUUGCCCCUUUUCUUCAAUACUUCUAUAUAAAUGUACUUUAGGAUCAUGGCCUUAAACAAUUUUGUAUAAUUGAGUUUCGUACUAGACUCGUGUGGCUCCAAUUUCAAAAUAUUUUGAAGACAUUUGUUACUGUGUGAAGUUGCCGCUUGAUGUGGAGCUGUUGUCACUGAAUGACAGUAUUGUUUGUGGAAAGUUUCUCAGGAUUGCGAUAACACGAUGUGCAAUAUGCUUUUAUUCUAUCGAAUAUCUCACGUUUGUGUUACUGGGGGAGUGCAGUGGUAAAAUGUUAUUUGCUCAUUUUGCUUUAAGUUAUAAUUUUCAGAGAGAGCGAAGAAUUUUUAACUGAAGAAGGGAGUGCUGCUUUUAAUGUAGGGGAAAAUCUUUUCCUUUUUACUGGAAGUCUGGUGAUGAGGACUGCUAAAGUAUAUUGCAGAUUGGGCUUUGCCCCUUUUGAUGACAACAUAUGUAGCAAGAUAAGAGUGGGGAAAGUUUUUGUUUGGAUUUUCUUUCCUUGUUACAGACUUUAAUGAAACGUCUUUGUCAGAAAUAGUAUCUGGACUUGUAUUUUAUCUUUUAUGUAUUUAUAUGUAAGUUUUUAUAUGUAACAUUUUGUGUAUUUUAAGCAGACGGUAACCACUUAAUUGCAUAAAAACCACUGAAGAAGCUCUAGCUUACAGAAUCCAGUCUGAUUAUUUCAUGAAAUCCUGCAAAGAAGGUAUUUUUGUGUGUUGAAAUUUUCUGUUUCCAUC